Messenger RNA from Lagopus muta (rock ptarmigan), 5556 nucleotides. RefSeq names its product spondin-2-like. Gene Ontology annotation, biological process: cell adhesion. Lineage: Eukaryota; Metazoa; Chordata; Aves; Galliformes; Phasianidae. The transcript has 6 exons. Gene Ontology annotation, cellular component: extracellular matrix. Bases 330 to 1493 code for a protein of 387 amino acids. The record is from RefSeq and is a predicted model, not a curated record.
UGUGAGAGUGAGCAAGCUCUCUGUAAAUGUUUGGAAGGAGCAUCUGUCAGACAAUAAAACUUGCAAGAAAACAUGCUUCUCAUUUAAAGUGUAUUUGCUAGAGCUAUUCCAGUGUUGGAAUCAGUUCAUUUGUAUAGCUUAGAGGCAUUAAUAAGAACAGAGAACUGUAAAGUCACCAGAAAAAUCCAAACUGUUAGUAGGAAUCCAAGGUAUUUUUUAAAAGCAUUUCGUCUAUUCGGCAUCACAGUCUUCUGGUAGGAACCUGAACCAAUUGACAUAGAGGAAACCUCUGGCAGUCCGUCCAAAAAGAUUGCAAGCAAGAAGAUGACAUGUUUUCUGCAAACCUGGAAAGUCUAAAGAUUACAAUAAUUGUUGGACCAAAGGGACCCUCUUCAGGCAUAAAUAGCAAGACUCCUACUGUCUUCUCUUGCAGACCAACUCAGCUGCCAGCAAAAGCAGGUGCUCUCCCCUUACCAGUGCUCCAGAGGAAAUAUUUAGGAAUGGAAAACCUGAUGUUUGUCUACUGCUCCUGCAAAGUUAUCUGGACGCUGCUUGUAACAAUUCUAGGCUAUGCCAGCAGCUUGCCUCUGGGUGAUGACUCUAUUUGCACAGCAGAGGAACUUGCAAAGUACAGUAUAAUCUUCACAGGGAAAUGGAGUCAGACUGCCUUCCCCAAACAGUACCCGCUUUAUAGGCCCCCAGCACAGUGGUCAUCAAUGCUAGGUGUUACUCAUAGUUCUGACUACAGCAUGUGGAAAAAAAAUGAAUACGCCAGCAACGGUGUACGUGAUUUUGCUGAAAAGGGUGAGGCGUGGGUAUUAAUGAAAGAAAUAGAAGAAGCUGGAGAGAAAAUUCAGAGUGUCCAUGGAAUCUUCUCUGCUCCUGCCAUUUCCAGUGGCACAGGACAAACCUCCACUGAAUUACAAGUGCAUUCAAGACAUCCAUUAGUUUCAUUUGUUGUACGAAUUGUGCCAAGUCCCGACUGGUUUGUGGGUAUUGACAGCCUAAACCUCUGUGAAGGGGACCACUGGAUGGAAGAGAUAUCAGUAGAUCUAUAUCCGUACGAUGCUGGAACCGACAGUGGCUUCACAUUUUCCUCCCCAAACUUUGCCACUAUUCCACAGGACACAGUUACAGAGAUCACUUGUUCCUCUCCAAGUCACCCAGCAAACUCAUUUUAUUAUCCCAAACUCAAAAUUUUGCCACCUAUUGCUCAAGUAACAAUGGUGAAAUUAAAGAAAAACCAGUUGGGUUUUCCCAUACCUCAUCUUAACCAGCCAGCUAAAAGCAAUGAAAUACUUGACACGUUCUCAGAAACACCACUGGACUGUGAAGUUUCACAGUGGUCUUCCUGGGGUCUCUGCAGAGGUCCUUGCAGAAAAACAGGGACCAAGAUCAGAACUCGUUUUGUAGUUCUUCACCCUGCUAAUGACGGAACGCCUUGUCCAAGUCUGGAAGAAGAAGCAGGAUGUGAACCAGAUAAUUGUGUCUGAAAUAAAGAAAAGAUAAUAAUUUAGAUAAUUUAAAAGUAAGAUAAGUGUAACUAAACCUAAACCACAUGUCAUUCAGUCUUCCUUAUAAUUCAGGUAUGCCACACUAUUUUGCUGACAAGAUAUAUUAGACUGGUUUUGAACAUUGCUGUUUAGUAUCAAGACUUUGGGGUGUUACAUUCUUAAGGUUUAGUAUGACAACAGUACUUCAUCAUUUACAGAUCAGAAAACCCAAAUAAAUCUCUUAUACACUCUAAGUUCUUGGAGUACCCUCUAGUGGCAGAAAAGAAGACAUUUGGAAAGAUUUUGCUUCGGAUGUGAAAACCGUUCAAUCAAAAAAUCUUAACUAAUAACAUUCUUAAAUACUGUAAUUUGUUGAUUUACAACUAUUUAUACCUAGAAAUUAAUUUUUUCUCUAAAUUAUGUAUAUUGUAAUUUAUUGGCUAUUUUGUUGUCUUUCUAAACAUGUUUUACUUGCCUUUCUUCAGAAACUACUUCUAUAAAUCAGAGUGACCAGAUUUUUGCAGUGUGGCUAAGACAAUAACAUGAUUGAGUAAACUCAUCUUGAGACUUAUGAAUACAUGAAAAUGUCUUUUUUUUUCCCCCCUUCAAAAGUGAGAAGAAUAUCUACCACGAGGACACUCAGCCAACAAAAUUACUAGAAAGAAACAGAAGUUUGGAUAGCAGUAGAAAAACUCUGAACUUUAAAAGCUUAACUGAGAUUUCAGACCUGAUCGAUGCUUAGUGUGUGCCCCUAAUGAGGCAACUGUCUGAAAAAUAGUUGUUAAGACACUAACACUGUUGGCUGUAAUAGAAAUUAUAUAAUUCUCUCUGUGUAUGCAGUAAAUGUGUCCAUGUUUCUUUAAAUGUGUUUGUUGCUGUUUGUGUCAUCCUAAACUUUGCAAGGAGAAAACUUAAUGAGGUUCUAAUAUUGUCUAAGGCAGAGGUAUACACAUAUCUAACAAAACACAGUAUGUCAGAAACCACUCCAGAUGGCAAGCUUUAAUGCUCAUCUAAAUGUUUAUUAUAAAAUUAAGAUGAUCUGUAUCCCAUAAAGAAUUGUGACAACCAAGUAAGAAACGAAUUUUGAAAUAAGACUGUUCAUAGGAGAUAUUUACAGUCAACUCACAAAACUUUUACAGCACAUUGCAGUUCUACAAACACACUAAAGCUAAAGUACUGAAUAGGAGACAGUGGGUUGCAUAGGUUCAUUUUGGAAUAUUUCAACUACAAGAGCACCCUGUAUUCUUUGUGGAGCAGAAACAUGUCAAAAAUUCUCUGUAUUUUUUUACAGGAGAUAAAUCUUACAAAGACCCAAGGGAAUUUGAAACAUUAUCAGGCUAAUCUAAGUUGGUCCUGAAAUGCUGAUGAAUGCACAGUUGUUAGAGCUAAAAAUAGGAGUUUCUACAUCUUACAUUCUUCAGGUUCCCAUGGGCAUGUUGUCAAAAUUGUCACUAUUUUUUUAUUAUACCUACCUAUUUUCUUCAUGGUCCCCUAUGUCCAUUCUCUAAUAGAAAGAGUGUUAACAAAAUAUAAUUUGUAUAUUUUGCCUCUAGUUACUUUCUCCUUUUCCAGUUUCUAUCUUCUUCGUAUAUUAAUUUUUCCUUAUUUAAUAUUUUCUGUUAAACUUAUUUACUGCAUAGUUAAACAAUUAUCUCCAUCUAAGAAUACAGAAGCAUAUACUGAAAUAUGCUCUGAGGACAGAAACUGAAUUCAAACUGACACAUCAACUGCUUGUAGACUAAACUCCCACAAGGUUUUGCUGAAGUGCAAGGUAAUCUUAGUAGCAUUUCUCUAGAAGUUCUCUAAACACUGGAGUUUGGGUUCUUUGCAUGUCCAGAAAAAAAUACAUAAGGCUGGCAGAAAAUAUCUGCAUCUGUAGUUGUCUAUGUGAAUAGAGGAUUUCAGCCUUGUAGGAUAUGAUGCAAUACUGGAGUAGUCCCAGCAUUUACUCAAAUUCCUGAUGCCAAAAGUUUUUCUGGGAGAAGAUAGAAUAGAAAAGGAAGUAAAUAUAUAAUAAGACAACAUAUUUCAGUGUUAGAAAUACCGGGGACGAGGACGUUUCUUCACAAGAUUGGAUACAGUGAGUUCUACUGAAGAAUAUUCUCAUGAUAGAACACAUUUCUCAUAAUGUAUUUUUAUUAAACUGAUUAGUGGGAUAUGUGAUCCCUGUGUGGGAUUGCUUCGUUACUUUUACUUUGAGCACAGCUUUAGAUUUAUCUUCACAGUUCUGAGACAAUGAAGAAACGGAGAGAAUCUCUUUCUUACUUUUCCCUUAUGUGCAGUGUUACUGAUGGCUGGCAGCCAAGAUAAUAUGGUCCUAAACACAUAAGAUUAAGGGAAGGAAAUAGGUAAAUUAAUUUCUGGGUUAAACUAAUCUCAGAAAAUGCUUAGGGAAUAAACUUAAAAUGGAUUUCAAAGUACAGGUUUUUUUUAAGCAAUAAUGUUACAUAGGAAAAAUCAUGUUUGCUGUCUGGGCAGGCAUUCUUGCAGCAACGGAAGAUAUGGUUAAAGGUAAGUGUAGCAGCAAAAAAGUCACUGCUGACUUCAAGUGUGGUUCUACAAAACACAUGGACACCAAAUUCAGUACCCAUAGUGCAAUAGGGUACCUCACUACUGAGUACAGCUUGUCCACUACCCUAGGACAUUUGGUUGUGAAAAUAUGGAAACUUUUUCUGUUUUCUGAUGAGUAGCAAUGCCAUCUGAAGCUGUCUACAUUUCUGAAGCUGUCUACAUUUCUGCAUGUUUGGUUGGUUUUUUUUUUUUUUUUUUUUUUUGUGGGAUGUUGCUUUGCUUUUCUGCAGACAUCCAGAGCCUUGGUGCUUACUGACUUAGGAAAAAGUACAUUUCUAGAUAAGUGAGGAUAGAUGAGGGACUACUGUGAUUGGUGAACUGAAAAGAUCUUCCACAUACUGUAGUGUAAAUGCUGGCUGUGUAAGCCUUAAUGGACUAUACAUUUAGUUCUGCCAGAUAGUCCAAAAGGACUGGGAUGGCUCCUUGGGGAGUGUGUGUGUCCUCUGUUAAAUAUCAGUAUGGGGAUGGGUGGUCUUGGCUUCACUGCAAAACAGCUCCAGUGUUCUAGCCAUGCUGCAGAAGUGAAGCACAAUCACAGAUACUAGUGAGUUCCUAACUUCUAGAACAGGAGGGAAGGUGUAGGCCAGCCUUUCUCAUCACUAUGAGGACUGUCCCCAGCAUAGCAAAAAGGUAUGAACAAAAGAUAUGACACUUGCUAAUACUGAAAGAUAUCAGUGCUGGAUACUUCCAAUACCAGGUAAUUAAUUGGAGUACUAUGGGAACAUUAAACCUGAUCCAACCUAUAAAAUAACUCAGACUAUUCCAUGACAAUAUCUAAUGCACUCAGAAAAUUUCACUCUUGAAAUCAGCUGAAUCCUGUUUAAUAGGAUAUGAUCUGUGAAAGAAAUUUUGUCCAUGAUAAUUUACAGGUACUCUAAAUGACUGAAAUAAAAAGCUCUUCAUAUAAUGCACAGCACCUGGUUGCCUGGAGACUGAUUUAUCCUUGUUUGAUUGAAGUCCAUCAGCCCUACUAUGAUAGCAUAUGCUAGCCUGAAGUAUGGAAGUGUCUGUCUUCAAUGUGUUUAGAUAGAGUAAAGGAUCAAAUGGUGUCCCCUUGUACGUCUUGCUUUUGUUCUGGCACUGGAACAUUUUAUUUUUUGGGGGGGAUCUCAAGUCAAUAAAAAGCUAAAAGGGUGCUUGCUUAAGUAGUUCACAAUCUGAAGCCAAACAUGUUCUUUUAGCAGGUGCAGAAAGGCAUGAGAAUUUAUGCAGGUGCAUGUCAGUCAAGAACUCCCUGUUCUGGAGAAUCCGGUUAUGCAAUCAGAUUCUAAACAAUCUGUUCUUAUUUGUUCUGAAUCCAUCAGAACAGAAUUUCCAUCAGAAAUUUAUUCUGAUGGAUAAAUGCUAAAGUAGUAAUGAAGUCCUAACUUCACUCUUGAGGCUGUUCAGGAUCUGAUGGCCAUGAGAUGUGAUUUAUAUAUCAGUAGAACAAGGAGUACAAGGAUCUUCUGAAUGGAAAACUGAAUUCAAAAUGGGGUCCUCCCAACUGAAA